AUGGUCACUCAACUCUUUCUGCUUUCCUUCAUGACCCAAAUGAGUGUCCAUGCCUUUUCGGUCAUUUCAUUAUCCUCUAAUACCCAUCAGAACAUCACAAUGGCAGCAAUAUUACAGAAAUCAGCCGAGGUCUGCUCGACCGUUGCUUCGCAAAAGGGAUUAAAGUUUGUUCAGCCAAACCCCCUCACUGUAGUGUCUCUGACAGCAGCCUGCCUGUCCCCUGCCUCAGCUGUCUCACUAAUGUCCGCCAUCGUUACUAUAAGCCUGAAUAACGCACAGGUGGACCUAAGGCAUGUCUUUGAUCCCGAGUACCAUUUUGAUAAUGAGAGGUUUGUGCAAGCACACAAACUCCUCAAAGACGGAGUAUCUGCAGUGAAGACCUCACUCCUACAGAAGAACUACCACUUAGCAAGGCAACUACUGGGAAAAACACUGCACACACUACAGGAUUUCUACAGUCACAGUAACUGGAUAGAACUGGGAAACAGAUCCCCAUACCAAAGCCUUAUUCAAGCAAACCUCCCUAUAGACAACAUUGCUGAUGUCAACACCCCAACUUGCAACAGCUGUGUUGACAACUGCACAGACAACAUUCUGCAGACAAUCCUCACCCAGAAGAAACUCACCUCAGGAUAUUUCGACCUGAUCAGCUCCUACAAACCCUUUGGAAAGUGCAGCCAUGGAGGGAGAGCAGACCGCACAAGUUCCGUGGAGCCCAAAGGGGGCAUCAACAAGGACAGCCUCAGCUCCCCACAUGGCAGCCUCCACUUUGUGGCAGCAGACGUUGCUAAGGCAGCCACUAGGGACCUCCUGCAGGACAUUAGAGAAGCAGCAGGGGACAGAGAAUUUCUGAGACUGAUGGGCAUCCUUCAGUCAUCCCCAGCCCUUUGUUUCGUGAUUGACACCGCAGUGAGUAUGGCAAAUGUUAUCACUGAAGUUACACGUGUCAUUUCCUUCAUCACUGACAGCAGACGAGGCACCAUGAAUGAACCUUCAGCCUACAUCCUGGUCACAUUCAAUGACUCAGAGUUUGGACCACUGAAUAAAACAACAGACCCUGAUGUUUUCAAAGCAACAGUCAAUGCCCUUUCAACCAGUGGAGGAGGAUAUGGCCCUGAAAUGAGUCUUUCUGCACUUUGGCUCGCUCUAGCAGCUGCACCUGCAAGGUCUACGAUCUUUCUUUUCACCAGUGCAGAAGCAAAAGAUGUUGAGUUGAAAAGCACAGUUCUCGCAUUGAUUGAGACCAUGAAGUUCCAAGUGAACUUUAUACUGACCAGUGCUCUGAGCAACACUAGAAAGGGCCUCUCGAAUCCAGUGAACCAGCUCUAUGAGGACAUAGCUCUGGCCUCUGGAGGAGAAGUCAUCGAAGUCACCAAAGAGCUCCUUCCCAACGCCACCAUCAUUUUGUCCAACUCCUCCAACUCUGUUCUGGUGACCAUAUUUCAGGUUGCGAGAAACCCUGGGAUAGCAGAAAACUCCUUUUUGGUGGACUCCACUGUCCGAAACCUGACUUUUUACAUAACGGCAAAUUCAACAAAUUUCACCAUCAUUUCUCCCUCUGGACAGUCCCAGACAAGUCAGGAGGCCAACGGUCCACUGGGCCUGAUUCUCACUGUCAGAAACCUCUACAUAGUGCAACUCGAGAACUCCACCCAAGCAGGAAUCUGGAUGCUCAUCAUCAAAUCAUCUCAGUUCUACACUCUCAAAGUUACUGGUCAAAGUGCAACAAACUUCCUGUUUGAUUUCGUGACAGUGUUCCAGAACCCCCACCCAGGCUACACUGUGAUUAACAGCAGACCACCUGCUGAUGGAAACAUCACCCUGCUGCUCUCCAUGGUUGGCUCGGAUUUGGAGAAGCCUCUAGUGGUUGCUCUGGUUGAGGCAUCAGACUUCACAGUCCACACAGGCAGUCUGCAGGACACUGGCGAUGGGGACUAUUUGGUAACAGUGAGCACAGUGCCAAAGAGAGAAUUUUACAUCUUAGUCUUGGGACAGACCAACUCUUCAUCAACUUCAGAUAAUAUCCCAUUCCAGAGGCAAUCCUCCGGCCUUUACAGAACCUCCAACAUUACCGUCACUGCUGUGGAAAAUGGCACCUUGGCUCCUGGGGCAUUGUACACACUUCCUUUCACUGUGGAAAUGAGGAGCACUUGGCAGAACUAUAUCAUCACUGCCAGGAACAGCCUCCAGUACAAAAUGACCUUUCCCAGUUCCCUGACAGCAGGGGGCGACGGUAUUGCCAUCGGCACUGUGAACCUUACUGCCCCGAGCAACGCUACGUCUGGCACAGAGGUGAUCCUCACCAUCGAGGCAGCACUGCCGGGAGGAAAUGACUCCAACUAUGUUGUUCUGAGCCUUGCUGUAUCCAGGGGAGUUGUGCCCUCUGCUAGUCUUGUUCUUAGUCUGUGGCUUAGUGGUGCAGCUCUGUUUGUCAGUCUCUUAAUCAAUAAUCAGAUAUAGUACGAAUACUGGGAUCUUUGGUUUCAUAAGAAGAUUUUUGAUUGAAAGUAAUGGCACCUAUGCUAAGCAACUCUGACACUCUCUGUUCCAUUUUGGGGGUUUGGUUUUCUCUUUGUUUGUUUUUUUAUAAUUACUAUAAGACACAUGGAACAACAGUCCAGACGUCUGCUUUUGUUUCCGUGUUUGUCGACCAGGUGACUUGAUUCAGAAAGCAUUCUGUCACUGAUUUUGAGAAUGUAACAAUUAUGUCAUAUAAUCAAGUCUUUGUCCAUUUUUAUCCUGUAUGAUCAAGUCUCAACAAAUUUUUUACUACUAUAAAUUACCAAUUAUAUAAGGCUUGCAUUUUGUAGAUAAGGCAUGUUUUUUGUAGCCCUACUGGCAUCUUUUGAUAUAGGCAUUUACCAUCAAAUAUCAAAGUGUUUUAUGUUCUGCUGUAGAAGAAUAAAGGUAUG
Molecule: messenger RNA, 2912 nt
Organism: Electrophorus electricus (electric eel)
Lineage: Eukaryota; Metazoa; Chordata; Actinopteri; Gymnotiformes; Gymnotidae
Product: von Willebrand factor A domain-containing protein 7-like
Source: RefSeq, a predicted model, not a curated record